CCUCGGAACGCAACGGUCAUGAGCCUGUCGCUGAAAGUUGGUGUCCUGCUGUUCCUGGCGCUGGCCGGGCUGGGGAACGCGGACGAGGCGCCUAAGGUGGAGGUGUACUCCCGCAAGCACGUCGCGAACGGCGAGGAGAACGUCCUCAACUGCUUCGUGAGCGGGUUCUACCCGCCGCAGAUCACCAUCACCCUCCUCAAGAACGGGCAGCCCAUGAGCGACGCGAAGUACGCGGACAUGUCCUUCAACGACAAGUGGUACUUCCAGCAGCUGGUCUAUGCGCCCUUCCGGCCCCGGAGCGGUGACACCUACUCCUGCAGGGUGGCCCACUCUGCCCUCCCGGAGCCGCAGACUUACCGAUGGGAUCCAGACUUCUGAGCUGUGUCUGGGGUAAUAAAGGUCUGAACCAUUUUGCUUUGCAAGAUGAAAUAUUCCUGAGCUUCUUUCCUGUCCUUUCUUCACUUUGCAGUUAUGGCUAGGAUGAAGAGCAGCAGCAUCAUCACCUGCAGAACUCCUCCUCCUUUAAUAAAGCUUACACAGUACCCAAGGCAGGGAGUGGGGUUGGUUGAGCACUUAGCUAUAGAUCUCCACCUAACCAAUCAAAGCACCUUUGUACCUCUUCAGCUCUGAUUUGUGUGGGAGUUUUACCUGAAUAAAAUUGGAAGACCUCAGUGGGG
This is a messenger RNA of Indicator indicator, 677 nucleotides long. It is a transcript of the gene B2M, whose product is annotated as beta-2-microglobulin. Bases 19 to 378 code for a protein of 119 amino acids. Gene Ontology annotation, cellular component: MHC class II protein complex. Gene Ontology annotation, biological process: immunoglobulin production involved in immunoglobulin-mediated immune response; peptide antigen assembly with MHC class II protein complex; antigen processing and presentation of exogenous peptide antigen via MHC class II. Gene Ontology annotation, molecular function: MHC class II protein complex binding. The transcript is spliced from 4 exons. NCBI's taxonomy places the organism in Eukaryota, Metazoa, Chordata, Aves, Piciformes, Indicatoridae. The record is from RefSeq and is a predicted model, not a curated record.